CGCGGAGCGGUCCUCAGCCCCGAUCGCUGCGGCCCAGCCCGCCACCGAGGCGCGCAGGCGGGCGCGCGGAGUGGCCGCUCAGGAGGAUCUGUUUACCACUCCCAAGAACUACUUGAUGCUGAAGCCUUUCCAAGUGAUACCAGAGACUUGGGAAGCACCAUGGAUGGGUUUUGUGAUCAGCAAGUCCCUUUUAUGGUCCCAGGGAAAUCUCGAUCAGAGGACUGUCGAGGGCGACCUGUGAUUGACAGAAAGAGGAAGUUUGUGGACACAGAUCUGGCUCACGAUUCUGAAGAGUUGUUUCAGGAUCUUAGCCAACUUCAAGAGGCUUGGUUAGCUGAAGCUCAAGUUCCUGAUGACGAGCAGUUUGUCCCAGAUUUUCAGUCUGAUAACUGCUCUCUCACUGAAGAAGCUGGACCUCAGCAGUUGGCUAGAGCUGGGAUUGCAGUGGUGCUUCAUGCUCCACCUCCCACCAAGAUCAAACGGGAGCUGCACAGUCCCUCCUCUGAGUUGUCAUCCUGUAGCCACGAGCAGGCUCUCGGUGCUAAGUAUGGAGAAAAGUGCCUCUACAACUAUUGUGCCUAUGAUAGGAAGCCUCCCUCUGGGUUCAAGCCAUUAACCCCGCCCGCCACUCCUUUGUCACCCACCCAUCAGAAUUCCCUAUUUCCCCCACCUCAGGCAACUCUGCCCACCUCAGCUCUUUCCCCUGGAGCCGGCCCAGUUCAAGGGGUGGGUCCUGCCCCAACCCCUCACUCGCUUCCAGAACCUGGAUCACAGCAACAAACAUUUGCGGUUCCCCGGCCACCACAUCAGCCCCUGCAAAUGCCAAAGAUGAUGUCUGAAAGCCAGUAUCCAUCAGAACAGAGAUUUCAGCGACAGCUGUCUGAGCCUAGCCAUCCCUUCCCUCCUCAGUCAGGAGUUCCUGGAGAUAAUCGCCCCAGCUAUCACCGGCAGAUGUCAGAGCCCAUUGUCCCCGCAGCUCCACCACCCCUUCAGGGAUUCAAGCAGGAAUACCAUGACCCACUCUAUGAGCAUGGGGUCCCUGGGAUGCCUGGUCCCCCAACACAUGGAUUCCAGUCACCCAUGGGAAUCAAGCAGGAGCCCCGAGAUUACUGUGCUGACUCAGAAGUGCCUAACUGCCAGUCAUCCUACGUGAGAGGCGGGUAUUUCUCCAGCAACCACGAAGGAUUCCCAUAUGAAAAGGACCCCAGGCUAUACUUUGAUGACACUUGUGUGGUGCCCGAAAGACUGGAAGGCAAAGUCAAGCAAGAGCCCACCAUGUACCGAGAGGGACCCCCUUAUCAGAGGCGAGGUUCUCUGCAGCUAUGGCAGUUCCUCGUCACCCUUCUGGAUGACCCAGCCAACGCCCACUUCAUCGCCUGGACUGGCCGAGGCAUGGAGUUUAAGCUCAUAGAACCAGAAGAGGUUGCUCGGCGUUGGGGUAUUCAGAAGAAUCGGCCAGCCAUGAACUAUGACAAGCUGAGCCGUUCUCUCCGCUAUUACUAUGAAAAAGGCAUCAUGCAGAAGGUGGCUGGGGAACGGUACGUCUACAAAUUUGUCUGUGACCCGGAUGCACUUUUCUCCAUGGCCUUCCCGGACAAUCAGCGCCCGUUCCUGAAGGCAGAGUCAGAAUGCCCCCUCAAUGAGGAGGACACGCUGCCACUGACUCACUUUGAAGACAACCCUGCUUACCUCCUGGACAUGGAUCGCUGCAGCAGCCUCCCCUACGCUGAAGGCUUCGCUUACUAAGUUUCCGAAUGGCUGAAUAGCCAAACCCUAGAGCUAGCAGUCCUCAUUCAGGCACACAAGGGCAGUGGUUUGUUUGUGUUCUUGGCUGUUCCUAAAGCUUGCCCUUUGAGUAUUAUCAGGAGAACCCACGCUGUCUCUGGUUUUGACACCCUUAAAGACAAAUACCUUGGCUAGGGAGUGGGAGCAGGGAGAGGCAGAAAAACCACCACAUGGCUGGCGAUUCUGAUUCAAUUCCUGGGGAGACAUAGAAGUAUAUCCUCCUUGCCAUCGUGGCCAGUUACGUGCAGAGCAGUAUAGCAGUGUGUUCAGGUUAGCGCCCACGAAAGGGGACCGAGUGUAUGACAAUCUGCAUUGAUCAUGGACUACUAAAGCCUUCACGCAGGAGGCUUUGACUUGCACAGUUCUUUGGAAAGAAACUGCACACCCAUAGGAAAGUCGAUAAGGCUGGGUUGGGGAGGCUCAGACUAUUGGGGCUUGAAAUUUGCAAAACUCUUGUAGCUCAUUCUGGAAUCUUUCCCCUGUAGUCCAGAACUGGGGAGGCCAGAAGAGCUGUUACUCACUCCAUGGUUCUCAGACCUCUGCUCCUCUUGGGCCUUCCAGCCGAGCAGUCACCAUAAGUAAACCAAGCCCCCCUCCUCCCGGUCACGUGGCUGAGCGCAGAUGGCUUAUUUUCGAAAGAUGAUGAACAUGACAGUAUUUUGUUUUGCUGUGAUUUGGGGGGGGGAUCAUUUUGCUUUUGGUGGUUGUUUCGGGGUGGGGGGGGAAACAGUUUAUAUAAACUGAUUUUUGUAGUUUUGGUAUUUAAAGCAAAAAAACAAAAACAAAAAAAAAAAAAAACCCUUUUUGGUACCUGCAGUACAUCCCUCAGGUGGGGUGGUGCCCACUUCAGAAGAUGCUGCAGCCUGAGAGAGGCUUUGCUGGGGCUUCCCCUUCACCAUUUAGAAGUCUGCUUGGUGUUUUCUGCACCAGACAACUUGUUGAGAUGGUUAACCUGAUUUGUACAUUUUUGAAGUGUGCAAGGCAGCCUGGACACAGCUUACAGUUCCAUGUGUACAGUUCGCCAUGCUCACUGACUCUCCUUCUCUGGGAAGCAGAUGUACAUACUACAUACAUGUCAUGUCCGUUUAACAACUGGUCACCUGGUGGAAACCCAGGCAUCUGCCUUGUUUUCCUUUUUCUUUCAGUUUUGGACUUUGAACCCUGCACAGUGGUUCCCUGGGGUCUGACACUUAUCUGUCAUUCACAGGUAAAACAGUGCUAGCUAGCAUUCUGGCCCUGCUACUUUAAUAUUUUUUCAGUUUUUUAUUCUGAUUGCUGUAUUAUAUUGGGAAUUUUCUGAACAACCAAACUAAAGCUGUACAAAUUGGGUUUGGAGUGGUGGAACGUCAGCAGGAAGUGGAAUGCCUUGCUGCCUGACUCCUUGCUGACAGGAGUUUGCUGUCCUUGACACUCCACACGUUGUGUUC
This is a messenger RNA of Arvicanthis niloticus (Nile rat), 3212 nucleotides long. It is a transcript of the gene Etv5, whose product is annotated as ETS variant transcription factor 5. The record is from RefSeq and is a predicted model, not a curated record. Lineage: Eukaryota; Metazoa; Chordata; Mammalia; Rodentia; Muridae. Gene Ontology annotation, biological process: cell differentiation; regulation of transcription by RNA polymerase II. Gene Ontology annotation, cellular component: nucleus. Gene Ontology annotation, molecular function: DNA-binding transcription factor activity, RNA polymerase II-specific; sequence-specific DNA binding.